AUGCAUAGUGUGCUUGUUGUGGACGUUAGUGACGACGAUUUUAUUGUUUCCUUUGUCGAUCUCAUGAGAAUUGGUUGUAAGCUUACACUUGGACCAAAUAAUUGCUGGCAACGGGAACAAGGGGGCACGCUGCCCUGGGUCAGUCGCGACAACUCUCUCAUGGGUCCCUGGACUGACCUGAAGGCUGGGGUUGGAUUAGCGCAGUCAUAUACCGUCAAGGUCGGGCGCGUGCCUUCCAUAGACCAGGAAUGGGGGUUUUCCAGCGAGUUGGGUGCUAGCCAAGACGAGUCGCGGUACUACGUACCUGUUACUUCAGUCUUGAUGGAUACCAGCAACCUCUGGGCCCGCCGCACAAACCCCGGCAAGCUUUCCCUCGCAACACCGGGCCAAGGGUCCAGUGGUGACACUUUCAGUCGCAAUGCCUCUUUCUCCAAGCGUCAAGGCGGCGAAACCCCAUCAUCGAUGAAACCGAAUCCUUUCAACACCACACCUGGAGGUCUCGUAUCCCCCACCAGUGGCGCUUCCAGCGCCUUUGGCCUAGGCUCUGGAGCGUUCGCCUCGUUUGGGUCGGCUAAAACCCCUAAGACGGCGGGCAAUCCUUUCGAUAUGGCCAUGGCCUCGGCGACUCCCAAGAAGGACUCUGCCAAGGCUGUUGGAAAAGCUUCUGGCAUGGCCGCGAUUUCCGAGAGCAACCAGUCUGGAGCCCCCACGGCCCCUCUUUCACAUCCGUUGAUAGACUCGUGGACCUUCUGGUACCGACCCCCGAUUUCAAAGGCACACGGCUACAUCGAGUACGAGAAAACACUACAUGAAAUCGCUACUGUGCGAACAGCGGAGGAGUUCUGGGAGAUGUAUGCUUACCUAAAGCGCCCCUCCGUACUUCCCGUUGUCUCGGACUUUCAUCUGUUCAAGAAGGGUGUCCGCCCAAUAUGGGAGGAUGAUAUCAACAAGAAGGGCGGGAAAUGGGUGGUGCGAAUGAAGAAGGGCGUGUCCGACCGAUACUGGGAAGACCUCCUGCUCAACCUCAUUGGCGACCAAUUCGGCGAGGCUGGUGAGGAUGUCUGCGGCGCUGUGUUGAGUGUGCGCAAUGGCGAGGACAUUCUCAGUAUCUGGACACGAACCGAUGGUGGUCGAGUCAUUAAAAUUCGCGAGACCAUGAAGCAUGUCCUCAACUUCCCACCCAACACUCGUGUUGAAUUCAAGAGCCACGACUCCAGUAUUCAGCAACGGACAGCCAUAGAAGAGUCACGCCGCGAAAAGGCUGGUCAACUCCAUCACCACGACAAGCGUCACGCUGGUGGAGCUUCGAAGCAGGCAGCUGAGCAGUCUCAAUCAUAG
Messenger RNA from Fusarium graminearum PH-1, 1338 nucleotides. RefSeq lists its product as uncharacterized. Gene Ontology annotation, cellular component: eukaryotic translation initiation factor 4F complex; cytoplasm. NCBI's taxonomy places the organism in Eukaryota, Fungi, Ascomycota, Sordariomycetes, Hypocreales, Nectriaceae. The record is from RefSeq and is a predicted model, not a curated record. The coding region runs from base 1 to 1338 and encodes 445 amino acids. Gene Ontology annotation, biological process: translational initiation. The transcript has 7 exons. Gene Ontology annotation, molecular function: translation initiation factor activity; RNA 7-methylguanosine cap binding.